AGGGAGGGAGUACAGUGUACUAUUAUCACCAUCAUAAUGUCACAAACAGAGCCAAUUCGUUUCGGCAUUCUCGGUUGCGCGGACAUAGCCCGCAAACUCUCACGCACCAUUCUCCUCUCUUCCACCGCCACAAUCUCCGCCGUCGGCAGCCGCACUCUCUCCAAAGCAACCACCUUCGCAAAACUCAACAACUUCCGUCCCACCGCCAAAGUCUACGGCUCUUACGAAGAAGUUCUUGACGACCCUAAUGUUGACGCUGUUUACUUGCCGUUACCGACGACGUUACAUGUGAAAUGGGCGGUGGCUGCUGCGAAGAAGGGGAAGCAUGUGUUGCUUGAGAAACCGGUGGCGGUUAGUGUGAAGGAGUUUGAUGAGAUUGUGAAGGUGUGUGAGGAGUGUGGGGUGCAGUUUAUGGAUGGGACUAUGUGGAUGCAUCAUCCGAGAACGGAGGUGAUGAAGGAGUUUUUGGAGGAUGGGGAGAAGUUUGGAAAGGUUAAAUCGAUUCACACCUGUUUUACAUUUGGUGCUGAUCCUGAUUUUCUCGAGAAUAACAUCCGUGUGAAGCCGGAUCUUGAUGCUCUUGGCUCACUUGGUGACGAAGGAUGGUAUUGUGUUAGGGCAAUUCUCUGGGCUAAUAACUACGAAUUACCUAAAACGGCAUUAGCCUAUCGCGAGCCGGUGCUUAAUAAAGCUGGAGUAUUAUUAUCUUGUGGUGCUUCUUUAUAUUGGGAAGAUGGAAGAGUAGCAACAUUCUAUUGCUCUUUCUUAUCUAACUUAACAAUGGAUAUAACUGCUGUUGGGACAAAAGGAACACUUCAUGUUCAUGAUUUUAUCAUCCCUUAUGAAGAAAAGAAAGCAUCAUUUUAUGCAGCUUCAAAAUCAAGCUUUGGUGUCACUAGGCAGCCGAGUAAGCAUGUAAUAGAAAACCAUCUCACUCAGGAGGCUCUUAUGGUAACUGAAUUUUCUCGUUUGGUGGCAGAAAUCAAAUUAAAAAACGCGAAACCAGAGGAGAAAUGGCCGACAAUUAGUAGGAAAACACAACUGAUAUUGGAUGCCGUGAAGGCUUCGAUUGAUAAGGGUUUUGAGCCUGUACAGAUUCAGGAAUGAAAGUGUUUCGAAUAUAUUAUCACCCUGCUGAACUUGGAUCUUUGUUUCGUUAUUAGUACGUCGCAAUAAGAAAAAAAUAUUUCUGGUAUGCACUUUUAAGCAAUUUAUUGCUGUCAUAUAUGUGGUGGAAAUGAACACCUUGUAUGUCCUCCAAGUUGAAGGAGGGUGGUGGUGAUGAAUGUAUUGAAUAACUAUUUCUAAAUUCAGUAGCAGUUCCAAUAAGUGUUAUGUAAUUUGUCAAUGUGGAAGUUGUAUUCUGCUAUGAAAUCAAUAAAAAUGGACCAAAGGAUUAAAAAAGA
Medicago truncatula (barrel medic) is the source of this 1406-nucleotide messenger RNA. RefSeq lists its product as uncharacterized. Gene Ontology annotation, molecular function: nucleotide binding. The record is from RefSeq and is a predicted model, not a curated record. The transcript is spliced from 2 exons. Lineage: Eukaryota; Viridiplantae; Streptophyta; Magnoliopsida; Fabales; Fabaceae. The coding region runs from base 37 to 1107 and encodes 356 amino acids.